Molecule: messenger RNA, 954 nt
Organism: Rotaria sp. Silwood1
Lineage: Eukaryota; Metazoa; Rotifera; Eurotatoria; Philodinida; Philodinidae
Source: the annotation of a GenBank genome assembly
AUGACUGGAAGAGGUCGUGGACGUGCUCCUGGUGAAUAUAUUAAUUUACCUUCAAAUGCAGCUGCUGAUGUUGAUGCUUAUUUUGAAUAUCGAGCUAUUGUUGGUGAUGAUGAUAGAGGAAAAGUAUUUACUCCUGAAGAAUAUGAAGAAUAUAAGAAAAGAGUUUUACCAAUGCGUCUUCAUAAUCGAUUAUAUGUUUCAUGGGUUAAUUCUCAAGGAAUGGAUUGUAUUUUAAUUGGACCACAACAUAAAUGUCUUUGUCGACAUAAAUUUGCUGAACAUAAAACAGAUUUUGUUGAAAUUCCUAUUGAACGUCCAAUAUUUAUUUCAUGUCGUCAAUCAGGUUGUCGUUGUGUUUCAUUUGAAUAUGUUACUAAUACAUCGGGUACAAGUGAUCCAAAUUGUCGUUGUAAACAUUCACUUGAUAAUCAUACAACAAAACCACCUUAUAAAUGUCAAAAAAAUUGUAAUUGUACCGGAUUUUCUGCUCCAUUUACAUGUACAUGUGGUGAAUCAGCAAAUAAACAUAUAACUCUAGUUGAAACAAAAGAAGAAAGAGAAAAACGCGCUCAUCCAAUUGGUUAUGCAACACCAUAUCAAGCCAUGGGUGGUUUAACAGGAUUUAGUUCUUUAGCUGAAGGUUAUUUACGAUUGGAUCCAAGCGGACGAGGUCGACCAGAUGAUGAUUUUCUUAAUCAACCAAUAACUGCUAUGGAUCAUCCAAUACUUCGUGUACAUGCAUCUCAUGAACCUAAUAGUACAGAAGGACAAUCACAAUUAAGACAUGUUGGAGAAGCUGAAUUAGAUUAUUAUGAACGUCGUUAUCAAGAACGACAACGUCUUUCACGUGGUAUACAUGCAGCACCAAAUCCAUAUGAUGCCGAUACAAAAUUAACAACUGGUACACGAAAUGAUAAAUCACCAUCACAUCGUAUUACAGGCAAUAAAAAAUAG